Phymastichus coffea is the source of this 1965-nucleotide messenger RNA. Its product is annotated as uridine phosphorylase 1-like. Lineage: Eukaryota; Metazoa; Arthropoda; Insecta; Hymenoptera; Eulophidae. The coding region runs from base 763 to 1830 and encodes 355 amino acids. Gene Ontology annotation, biological process: uridine catabolic process; nucleotide catabolic process. The transcript is spliced from 6 exons. Gene Ontology annotation, molecular function: uridine phosphorylase activity. Gene Ontology annotation, cellular component: cytoplasm; cytosol. The record is from RefSeq and is a predicted model, not a curated record.
GGAAAUUUCGCAGGAAUAACGGCCGAGAGAGCGUCGGGCAAGGCCGACCGGCAAGAGGAGAAGCGUCGUCGCACUGUUCCCCGCCGAGACAACGGUGCAGGGAGCUGCGUUGGAUUCGCCUCGACGACCGUCGUCCCGGACGGACGUUACGGCCGGACGAGAAAACUACCAAAUCGCCCGUUCCUCUGCCGUUAUUGCGCACCCGAGCGCUUAACCUGUAAUCCGCAAGUUCGUUACAAGGGUGCGAGGAGUUAGCAGCGGCCGAUGAUUCGGCGUGUGCACAUAGGCACGCGCGGGCAGCAGCGGGCGGAAGAGUAUUUUUGUUGCGGUCGACCAAGAGUGAGGCGCUUGUCGUCUUUGUAUUUUAUAGGGCCCGUCGCCCGUGCCGGACGCGGGCGGCGCGUCGCCCUGUAAAACAAGGCCCAAUAAAGUGACAGGCUAUUAAAUUCUCCUCGUUGUCAUUCACCCCCACACCCACGACCAUCCGUCUGUCGCUUUCUUUACUUGUGCUUGCCGCGAUCUUCGCGCUUAUUCGAUCAAUGGCACACUUUGCGCGGUCACGCACCGAGUGACGUCUUUGCGCGUGCAGGUGGUCAAUUUCAGGUUGAAGUGCGCGGAUCGCUCAACGCCCGUCGCCUCGGUCGCAGCGGCGAAAUCGCGUAGGCAGCAAGAAAGCGGCCCGUUCGGCCACGCGCACGCGCGAUACGCCGCCGUUGAAUCAUCGCACAGCGAGCGAGCGCAGAGGAGAGGGGACACGGCGACAUGCUAGCGCUCCAGGGCCUCGUCGACGCUCAGAUUGGUUACCGACGCGCCGCAGGUUCGACGCGCGCCUCGUUCUCCCUUUCUCGAGCCGACGGUAUUUCGUUAUCGGCGCCGACGAUGGCCGAGAGCAACGGGCGCAACGCGAACGGCGACUCGAAGGACAGGACCGACGGCGGCCUAGUGCAUCUGCAAAAUCGGAACCUCCAGUCGUUGGACCAGGACAUCCUCUACCAUCUGUCGCUCGGCACGCGAAGCCACGACCUCGUCGAGAUGUUUGGCGACGUGAAGUUCGUGUGCAUGGGCGGCUCGGCGAAGCGAAUGGAGCACUUCGCCGACUACGCGAUGAGUCAGCUCGCCGACGUUUUCCCGGCCGGCACCGUCGUGCAGGACUUGCAGGACCACUCGCACCGAUACUCCAUGUACAAAGUCGGCCCGGUACUCUCCAUAAGCCACGGCAUUGGCACGCCAUCCUUGCAGAUUCUCCUGCACGAGGUGAUCAAACUGAUGCAUUACGCCCGAGUCAAGGAUCCGGUGUUCGUACGAAUCGGCACCUCCGGCGGCAUCGGCGUCGAACCAGGCACGGUGGUCGUGUCGGAUGGCGCCGUCAACGAACUGAUGGAGCCUUACCACGAACAGGCGGUGUGCGGUAAGAUGGUCAAGCGAUCGACCAAAUUGAAUCAAGAUCUGGCUCGCGAGAUAAGAGAUCUUCGGCGACAGAGCGACGAGUUUCAAGUGGUCAACGCCAAGACUAUGUGCGCGAUGGACUUUUACGAAGGCCAAGGCCGACUGGACGGUGCCUUUUGCUACCACACGGAAGAGGAUAAGGUGCAGUACCUGCGGGAGCUUCACAAAGCCGGUGUUCGAAACAUCGAGAUGGAAGCCACGUGUUUCGCCGCCGUCACUCAUCUGGCCAGCAUCAGAUCGGCCAUCGUGUGCGUCACUUUUCUCGAUCGAUUCAAGGGCGAUCAGGUUUGCCCGCCGAAAAGUGUGCUGAGCCAGUGGGAGGUGAGGCCGCAAGAAAUCGUUUGUCGCUUUAUAAGACGGCAUCUACAGUCAAGAACAAAUUAAUCUUUUCUUUGCUUACAUUAUUCUUUUAUACUUAAAAGACUAAUCGCGCGAGUCUAGAUAUAUGAAUUGUAGAAAUGAAGGCACAAUAAAUGUGUUAAUUUUAUUUAAAGAUUUAUUAUGAUUUAUGUGAACAAA